Messenger RNA from Rhagoletis zephyria (snowberry fruit fly), 804 nucleotides. The record is from RefSeq and is a predicted model, not a curated record. NCBI's taxonomy places the organism in Eukaryota, Metazoa, Arthropoda, Insecta, Diptera, Tephritidae.
AUGGACAUCAAGGAUGGUUUGCUGAAAUCAUCAAGCCACCUUCCUCAGUACGACACAGUCAUAGUUGUCGACUGGUCAGGCGGAAACGGCAUUCCCUACCUCCAAGCAACAGCCAACAGCCGUUUAGUAGGCGGGCAGAUUGCUUACCUUUUACGAAUGCUUCAAAAACAUAACCUUCUGGACACCACCCGAACGCACAUCAUUGGCCACAGUUUGGGGGCACAAAUUGCAGCUUACGCGGCUAAAGAGUUCAAAAGCCACUUGCCUGCUAAAAUCGGUCGCAUCACCGCUCUGGACGCGGCCAGUCCAAACUUUGAGGGCAUGCCAGCCAGUGUAAAGUUAACCAAGGACGACGCCACCUUUGUGGACGCCAUUCACACCAACGCCAAACCACUGUACCAGUUCGGGUAUGGAGUUCUGGAGCGGCUGGCUCACCUCGACUUUUACCCAAACGGCGGUCUCAGUCAGCCAGGCUGCGACAAUGUCCUCAGCAGUGACUUCAUUCCGUCGGCCAUCGAACUAUUGGUGCGACAGCCGCCUGAAAAGGCAGUGAUAAGCAGUCUGGACCAGAUUGGCCGAAUGGUCACCUGUUCUCACAGCAAAGCAAUCGACUACUUUGUGGAGAGCAUCAGCAACAGCGGUAGCAAUGCUCAGGACUGUCGCUUUACGGCAACUCCCUGCAGCAGCUGGUCAGACUUCAUUGGAGGAAACUGCAUUUGCUCUACAAAAUCGGAAAACUCUUGUCCGCCGAUGGGCUUUCAUGCUUACGAGUGGGCACAGCAGAUGGCGAUAAAGUGUAGCUAA